This is a messenger RNA of Micromonas commoda, 1326 nucleotides long. RefSeq lists its product with no specific name. Gene Ontology annotation, molecular function: GTP binding. The coding region runs from base 3 to 1286 and encodes 427 amino acids. The record is from RefSeq and is a predicted model, not a curated record. NCBI's taxonomy places the organism in Eukaryota, Viridiplantae, Chlorophyta, Mamiellophyceae, Mamiellales, Mamiellaceae. Gene Ontology annotation, biological process: endosomal transport; endocytosis. Gene Ontology annotation, cellular component: plasma membrane; intracellular membrane-bounded organelle; cytoplasm. The transcript has a single exon.
CCAUGUCCGAGUCCCUGAGGGAGGUGGCCGAGCGCACGGGCAACACCUACCCGACCAAGACCACCCCGGGGCGUCGUAACCCGGGGUCCAACCCGCGCGGUCAGAGGAUGACCGCCGCGCAGGCCACCGGCAUCGUCGACGCCCUCAAGGAGAUCUACAAGACCAAGGUCCGGCCCGUCGAGGAGGCGCUCAAGUUUGGCUCCUUCUACUCCCCCUUGCUCACCGACGGGGACUUCGAGGGCAAGCCGAACGUGCUGCUCCUGGGCCAGUACAGCACCGGUAAGACCACGUUCAUCAAGCACCUGCUGGGCACCGAGUACCCCGGGUGCAACAUCGGGCCCGAGCCGACGACGGAUCGCUUCGUCGUCGUCAUGCACGGCAAAGAGCCGAGGGUCACCCCGGGGCAGACGCUCGCGGUGCAGACGGACAAGCCGUUCACGGGCCUGAGCAACUUUGGCAGCGCGUUCCUCUCCAAGUUUCAGGCGAGCUCGUGCGACGCGAAGCUCCUCGAGGAGGUGACGAUCAUCGACACCCCCGGCGUGCUCUCCGGCGAGAAGCAGCGCAUCGACCGGGGGUACUCCUUUGUCCACGUCUGCGAGUGGUUCGCGGCGAGGUCCGACGUCAUCCUGCUGCUGUUCGACCCGCACAAGCUGGACAUCAGCGACGAGUUCAAGUCGGUCAUCGCCAGCCUGCGCGGCCACGACGACAAGGUGCGCGUGGUGCUCAACAAGGCGGACCAGGUCUCGGCGCAGCAGCUCAUGCGCGUGUACGGCGCGCUGAUGUGGUCGCUGGGUAAAGUUUUCAACACCCCAGAGGUGUGCAAGGUGUACGUGGGUUCGUUCAACGAUCAACCGCUAAACACGGAGAACAACCAGCUGGGCGCUGAGCUCUUCGAGAAGGAGCAGAGCGACCUCAAGCGGGACCUGCUGGACAUCCCCCAGCGAUCGUGCGACCGCAAGGUUAACGAGUUUGUGAAGAGAGUGCGAGCGUGCGUCACCCACGCUAAGAUCAUGACGCACCUGAGGGGGAAGAUGCCGCUGAUGGCAGGGCACGAGUCGAAGCAGAAGAAGCUGUUGGGUAGGUUGGAUAAGGAGUUCGAGGAGUGCGUGCACACCCACCAGAUACCCAAGGGUGACCUGCCCAACGAACGACGGUUCGCCGAGAUUUGCAAGGGGAUGCCCAUCUGGAAGAUGCCGAAGGUCGACAAGAAGCAGAUGAAGGCUCUGGAGGAGGUGCUGUCGGUCGACAUCCCGGAGGUUAUGCGGCGGUUCGAUAACCCUUUCUGAGCUUGAGUCAUGAUUGUAACGAUACGUCCAUCAUUCCUGU